AAGGUAUGUGUCUGCUACAGGACAUGUUUAAUAAAAAAAAUAAAAAUGUGUACAUUUGAUAGAAAUGCCAUAAAAGUCAACAGAAAAAAAAUCCAUUAACUUGCAUGUGUUUGCAGCUGUACUUUAUGUGAUAAUCUUUUGAGGGGUGUCUUUAAUGAUAUCUAGUUAUGUGCUGGUUUAUAAUCUGCUACUGGUUUGAGGUUUUUUGGGGGUUGAAGUAGAGGUUCCAUGGUACUUUCUUCUAGUUCAUGCUUGUUAGAAUGCUUUGUGCAAGUAGAAUACUCAUGACAAGUCAAGUAUAAAGAAAAAGGUCUAUUAGUUUGUGGAAGUUGGUAAGUAAUAAAAACAUGUAUUUUAGAUGUAUAUCAGUUUCGGUGGUUUACUUGGAUUGUUUUAAUUGCAUGGAAUUAAUACUCCAGGUAAGAACAUUGAUUCUGUGUCUUUGUUUCACCCAGUUAUAAAUCUGGGGGAUCUAGCAGUUCAACUUCUGCUGUACAAGUCUUAAAGGAGUAUAUGUGCAACCUUCUAAAAGUGUAAUUUUUCUAGAGAUAAACAGAUCAUGGCUAAGAUCCUGAUCUGCUUCUAUCAUUAAAAUGUUUCUGGGGCUUUUUAUAAGCCAGACUCUGAUUUAGUUUUUCAAGUUUGACUUUUGAUAUCUAUUAUUAGCCAGAAGUAGGUGUUGUGAAUUCAUCAUAUUGAGCAGUGAGGCAUUUCCAUUUUCCAAUAGAUUAACUUUAUGCUUCUGGCAUAAACCUGCUUUCUGUGAAUAUACUUUCUACUUGUGACAGAAAACAUGUUACUAUUAUUGUGGCUAUUAUUAUUAAGUCGUUGGAGUAAUUUGUUUUGCAGUAGAACAUGUCUGUAACAGUGUAAUACAGUUACAGUUAAUAUCAUGACCAUUUUACCUUGUCAGUUCUGUCUUUUUUUUUGUCUCAUGUUUAAUUGUUGUUGUUGGGGGUUUUUUGUUUGCUUGUUUGUGGGUUUGGGAAAGGUUGUUUGUUUGUUUUAUUUGCUUUAAUACUGAUUAAGAGCUCUUGGGCACUAUCUCCCUACCGUUGUAUGAACAUCAUUUAGCACAGUGCACAUUUAGCAGACUGCAAAAUUUAGGGAUUUCUUAUUUUUUCAGAUACUGAUGUCAGUGGGCAAUGGCUGCCUGUGGUGGCUGUAUGUAAUACUGGCCUUUAUAUGUGAAAUAUUUUUUAAUCAGCCAGUGGUAUGCUAAUUAAAUUCCUAUUCAUGCCCUAAUUAAGAACUACUAUCUUAUCAAACCUGUCUCUGGACAGCUUUGCUGCUGUAGUUUGUGAGCAUCAAAAACAAUUUCUGGGGUUUUUUUCCCUGAGCAUUUCCCAACUUUAAGAGACCUUUGACCCACUCAGUGUGUGUUUUAUGUAGGAAGGCACCAUUUUCAUAAGGCACAUUAAGCAUUUUUCUCUCCACAGUUUUUGUAACAGGUUAUGAGCAUGACAAUUCCAUGCUCACAGUGUGGAGGAUCAAUAUAUUGAAAAAUAAGUAUGUUAAUUGUUAUGUGAUCAGCUAUAACCUUUUGUGUCUAGCUCCCUGGUGCCACAGCAUCUAAUAACAGGAACAGCACAACUCCAUGCACUGCUGUUUAGGCUGGUUCAUUUUGUUCUUUUGUCCAAAGCUGUUCCCUAAUUGUCCUGUGGGCAAAAAAUGAGUUUCCUCUGUUUUCAUCUUACAAUUAAUUCCAAUGGUUUUCGCUGAAGUAUUGUCAAAUGCUUCUCAUUGUGCCACAAGAGUAUCUUGGGAUUGGUGGGAAAUGGGAGGGAGAAAGGAUGGGAAGGGGAUGUUAGGUCCCCUUUGCUUGUAAUGUGGCUCACUAGGCUCUUUGGAAGAAAGGGUAGGACUGGAAAAUGCUAGGUUAAAGGAAUUGCUGGGCCUAUUCUUGGAGUCAUGGGGCUUUUUCAGCAGAAUACGGCCAAAACUGCAGCUUGGGAUAAGUCAGUCUUAAAGCAGGCUUGUUUGAGGUAUGAACAACCUGACACAGAAAGCCUAGAGAGGUGUUGACUGGUUUCUAGCUGUGGUGUUGUGUUCCUGUGAUAUGGUUAAUGGGAUAAUGCACAGAGACUAUCUGUGGUUCCUGUUGUCUUCUGGAAUGGUGCAACAGGAUGCCUUCCCAGAGAGCUGAGCUGGAAAUGCUUAUUAUCACAUAUUGGCGCUCUACUGACUAUAUUGCAGGAAUAUCACUGCUCUAGGAAGUGCCAAACAACUGGGUGAUGCUUCAGCAAAAAUCCAACCUUGAGUACUAUGGCUGGUCUCUCCAUUGUGAUGUGUUUGACUUAAUCUGUUAUGUAGACCAGCAAAAUUAAUAGAAAACUUCUCACCUAAGAAGUUUUUUCUAUGUUUCUUACAGCUGAGCAGAGGGAAAGCAUGUUUUAUUUUCCUCCAUGUUUGACAACUUGAGAAAAAUACAAGAGUGGAGAAUGAAAUCAAGGACUUCAAAGUCAAAAAAAAUUUUUUAAAGUUUUGUUUUCAAAGAAAGUUUAUCUUUAGAUCUUACUUAAUUUGCUGGGAACAAAAAAGGUGUUUUAGAAUAAAGCUCAAGUUUUCAGAUCUAUCACUAAGCAAUGAAUAAUGGUGGCAUAUGAUAAAUUACUUUGAUUUCUUGACUUCACUGAAGUAUUUUAGCACUGUGAAUGGUGAUUAGAAUAAAUGGGAAAGAUGUAAUCAUGUAUGGAAAUGUUUUUUGCCCUCUGCUGCUUUUCUAUCAAGGAAUAUAGAUACUUGUUAUUUUAGAAAGAAAAUGAAUCAUUUUAUAAAAGCAAGAUUCUAGAUUUGAAAAUCUGGGGUAACUGCUUUUGUUUGUAGGUGCUUUUUAUGGUUGGUUUUUUGUUUGGUUUUCUGGGUUUUUUUGGGUUUUUUUUGAGGACAUAUGGAUAAUAAAAUAUAAAAAGACCUCCAAUAGAGAAAAGUCUCAAUUGCAUAUCUGCUAGCCUAUAUUUGUUAUUAUUACCCUUAAUUUAUCCUUCAAAUAUUUCUGGAAAUUAUAAAGGUGAAUGUGGUACGUGGUUUGCAUUUUGCUUGGGUUAUUUUUCACUUUUAUGCAUGAAAACUUUUAUUCAUAAAUAAUGUCUUUUGUCUGAGCUUUGUCCAUCCUGGGCUUUGUUGGAGAUGAGAAUAUUAGCAAAUCUGUGCCAGGGAUGUUACUCCAGCAAUUGCAAAAGAAGAUGCAUUUGCUAGGAUGAAAUCUAUGCUGUGCUCUCAGAGCCCUCUGAAGAGUAAAAGAAACACAUUAAACAGCUGCAGCUCCAUUUGCCAAGAAAUAUUCUUGGAGUUUUACCAGAUCUGAACUUCUGUAUUAAAUUGGAGCAUUGUUGCUUCUUGAGAAAAAGACAUCAGCCAGCUAAAAAUUGUGAGUAGUUUUUGCAUUGAGAGCACACUUGCACACACAGGUAGUUUAUAUGGUGUAAACUCCUACUGGAGUAUGGCAGAUGUCAGACACUUCAGCUGGUGAAAAACUGCACUGGUGUGCUUCUAAGUACAUGGUUAUCCUUAGCUGGCCUCUCCAUCAAAACUCAAGUAAAUUAUACCUGUGCUUUUAUCCCAAAGAAACCAUUCUCAACCCAUUUCAUAGGUACUCAUGGAGCAGCUGGGAGAUUUGUGAGUCCUUUUCACAGUCUGAGGGUGGACAGUCACAUCCUCUCAGACACUGAGUGUAAUACUCACACCAUUUCAACUGGGUUCAAGUUUGUGAUGGGCAAGGGGAAAUGAGGCCAGGCAGAAACCACUGUUGGAUGAAGAGGUCAUGAAUGCUUGAUCUCAGAUGGUGAUUUUAUUUUGUGCUAAAAACCUACCAACCUUCUCUUCACCACCAUAAUGGAAGACUUUACAUAGAAGAAUUGCCCCAAAGCCUUUGUCACACAUGAGGAAAAGGUUGCAAAAAGUUCAUGUAAUGAGUAAUUAGAAAAACCUUUUAUAAGAAUAUGGGAGAAGAGGUAUUAAAAUACAGGGAGAGAGACAAAACUGAAAUAUUACAUAGUAUGGAAAAAUGGAGUAUUGAGCUGUACUUGAAAGGGAAAAGGGAGGAAAAAUCCCCCAAGAAAUGAGAUUUCAGAAAAUGAACAUUCCACAUUUUGUUUCAUGUCAUGUCCUGUGAAGACAGUAAUUAACAUAAUGAAAUAUUGGGCACCCUCAUUUUGUUUAGAAUGUAAUUACAGGAAGCUCAAACAAAUGGGCUGUUGGAAUUAAGCUGUCAAGUAUUCAGUAUUCCAGGUGGGAUCAACUGUGUGGUGUUUGGACUCCUUGUGUCCUCAUCACUUCAGAAAUGGGAGUGAGGAAAGCACAACACCUGAGCUCUCAUUCAGUCAGCAAACGUAGGAAUGAAGUUGCUACAUUUAAUACUUAAAUUCUGUGUUGCAACAUCUGUGGUUUUUUUGUAAGGUAUUUAAAACAUCCUUUCAUUACUGUUUUGCAAUGAAGACCAGCGUGACAGUUCUGUCUCAAUACUGUGCAAUACAAAGGUGAUCACAAAGCCUUAUUUCAUUUUUGAAAACAGAUUAUACAUACAGAUGCUACCAAAUGCAGAACAACUCAGUAGCCACCCCAGAGUUAAUUAGUCUAGAGUUUGACCCAGACAGAUGGCUUUGACAGGUGUCAAUUCCAUGGUUUGACUGAAAGCCCAAGACCUGCGUGACAGUACAGCUGUAUUCCCACCUCACUGCUUGUGCUUCAGCCUCCCAUGCCAAGCCAUGAGUUAGGAGAAUUUUGUGUCCUAUGAUGGUCUGUGGAAAUAUAUUGCCUUUUUUCUUACUCACACACUCUGCCCAAAGCUUUCUCAUGGUAAAACUCAGUUCUUGUAGUAGAAGAGAAAACUGAUAACUAUUCCCUAAGCACCUGCUCUGUGCCAGUCCAGACUUUGUAGAUGCCUGUCUUAACCCACCUCAGCCAGCUCUUUUCCAAGCUAAUGAGCCCUGUUCAGCCUUUGAAAACUCUUCCUCAUCUUUCUUAGACAUUGCCUUUGUAGCCUGGACUAUUUAAAGUCUGCCACUUUUGCCCCACUCUUUCUCUGUGCUAGGAGGCAAUAUUCUAUAAUUUACUAGUAAGCUCUAUACAUUUUUGGGCUUUGACUUGUCUUGCUCAUUUAGAUUAGUUAAUGUGUAUUUUUGGAGUCAGCUUGAUCAGUGAUUGUCACCCUUUUUCUAUCUGGGAAUCAAAAGCCAGCCUCCUGGAGGUAUUCCAGAUCCUUCAGGACAGUAUGAGCAAGCUCAUUUCUGACAGUGCUGGCCAGUUGGCAGGUGCUUUUUUAUGUAGGAGGACAAUGAUAGGCGAGAUAAGGAUGGCAGACAGGAGACAGGAAAGCAGAGACUAAGGCAGAAGGCUUUAUUUGUCAGUCUCAAAUAUUUUAUACUUUAUACUUUUUCCUCCCUUGUGCUAUGCAACUAUCCUAAAGGAUGUUGGGGAAGGGAUGAGGACCAGCAGUAUUUUUUAAAGAGGUUAAAUUUUCCACGUCUGCCUUUACUCUCUUUUGCAACGUUCCUGUACCUGUUCUGUAUGUUCUUUCAUUUCUCAGUGUGUGGGCUGCUGUUUUCAUGACAUCCCCUGGCUCCACCAUUCUGAAUGACUCUCCAUGUGUUGCGAAAGAUUGUGAGAGAUGAUGUACCUGUUGACCUUUUCAGGAGAAUAAUUGGGAAGUAUAGACAAGAUGACGUGGGCCACCCUGCAGAUUGAGGAGGGAGUAAAAAAGCAGAAGGCGAUGGCACUUGAAAAUUUAAUCUCCACUGGGAUCAUCCAGAGAGAUGAGACCCCCAUGGAAGAGGAGAUUGUUGGCCGGUGCCAAGGAUGUUUCAGCCUUGCUGAUAUCAUGUACUUCUCCAAGAAGGGCUGCGAGGCAGUUGCAGAAGAUGAAGUCACUCCACGGUUCUGCUCCGAGGAGCUGCUGUCCUGGAAUCUCCUCAGCAGAACCAAUGCCAACUUGCACCAUGUCAGUUGGAAACUGGCUGCUGUGUGGGUCACUGGCAUCAUAAUUCGGUAUUGCCUCCUGCUGCCUUUCCGCAUCUGCUUGUCUGUUUUCAGUGUCCUGUUGCUGGUGUUGGCCACUACAGUAGUAGGACAGUUCCCAAAUGGCAGAGUUAAAGGCUGGCUGAGCAACCAGGUCCAGAUGAUAUGUGCCACCUUAGGUGUCCGAUGUCUGAGUGGCCUCGUUCAUUUCCACAACAGGGAAAACAAACCACAGGAAGGAGGCAUCUGUGUUGCCAACCACACAUCUCCACUAGAUGUUCUAAUCCUGGCCAGUGAUGGAUGCUAUUCUUUGGUUGGCCAGGUACAUGGAGGGUUUAUGGGACUUAUUCAAAAAUCCUGCAUGCAAACCUCUCAGCAUGUCUUGUUUGAACGCUCAGAAAUGAAAGACCGUCACCUGGUGAGGAAAAAAAUUAGAGAACACAUUGCAGAUAAGGCCAAGUUACCCAUUUUAAUUUUCCCAGAAGGCACCUGCAUUAACAACACAUCGGUAAUGAUGUUUAAGAAGGGAAGCUUUGAGGUAGGAGGAACCAUCCAUCCAGUAGCAAUCAAGUAUGACCCUCGCUUUGGAGAUGCCUUCUGGAACAGCACAAAGCAUUCCGUGAUGACCUAUGCUUUUAAUGUGUUAACCAGCUGGGCUAUUGUCUGCAAUGUGUGGUACCUGCCACCGAUGGUCAAAGAGGAAGAAGAAGAUGCUGUUCACUUUGCUGACAGAGUGAAGGCUGUCAUUGCUGCUCAGGCAGGAAUGUCUGUGCUUCCUUGGGAUGGGGGACUGAAAAGGAAAAAGGUCAAAGAGUCUUUCAAGGAAGAGCAACAGAAAAAAUAUUGCCAGAUAUUAAUACAAAAUGUAUCUGUGGAAAACAGAAAUAUUUGUUAAAUGCUAUUUAUUUUAUCUCAUUUUUCCAUGACUUAUCUCUACCAGAGAAUAGACUGUUUUUAUAUUAAACCAAACAUGUUUUCCUUCUGUCCCUGUAAGAUAUUUUGCAUGUGACACAGCAGGGAAACCAUAAAGAGAUAUCCUUAUUUAAAGAAAAGUACUAGAAUUUUAUAAAUAGGGAAAUAAAAUAUGCUAAUAAAAUUCCCUGUGAUGCUGGGAAGACUCUAUAGUAAAAUUAAUUAUGUUCAUUAAAAUACCACUUUAAAAUAUUUGCAAUACCUUGAGGUUUUAAAUGGUUACUUAUAGUAAAUCACCUCUGUACUGCUAGACUCUCUCAGGGACUUAGACUAGCAAUAUUCAUGUGAGCCACAGUAACCAUGUUGCUCUAGAGAUAGAUCUCCUGAUGUCAGAAGACACGAAGCAUUUCACCAAAACAUGUUUUCUGAACUGCAUGUUGGAGAGGAAGUUUCAGAGAGAAAAAGCAGAUGAAGAUUUUCUCCUUCAUGUCACAAGACCAGGAGUGGCAUUGUAGAAAAUUUUCUGUUGUGACAAAGACCAGAACAGUGUCUAGGGCAGCAUGUUCCUGAUGCCUGGGUGUGUGAAGCCGAGGUAAAUUAAUCACAGCCAAGGACAAUGUCAUAGAAAAUAUGAUGUGUUUUUAAAUCUUCUCUUGUGGUUUUGUUAGAUCCCUUUCUGAGUCUUUUUGUAUGCACUACACAAACUAAAGAAAACCCAUGAUGUGACAUCCACUGUCCUCUGUUGCUGUUAUUUCUGGGUAUCCACUUGCUUGUGUUACUACUGGAUGUGAAGGCUGAGUAUUUGGCCUCUGAAAGCUCAUCCUCCAGGAACAGAGCAAGUGUACUUAAGGAGCAUGAAAUGGGAAUGUUUCUGCCUCCUGUAGUAUUUAUUGGUAUAAAAUAUUUGCUCUCCUGGUAAGUAGCUCCCAUAUAGAAGGGUCAGGCUUCUUUAACAAUCUGAAUGUCCCUAAUGAAACGCACACAAAUAGAUGCUGCUUUGGCCAAGGUGCUCUUAAGACAGCCCUUGGUAAGAACAGUUAAUAAUGUUUACAUGAUAGCAGCUAGUUGGCUGAAGUCUCAGGAAAGACAGAGGAUCAGUCUUGGUGAGCACAAAUACAUCCUACAGAGGGACAGAUGCACAGAUACAACUCUGUCCAGCCCUGGAGAGUCUAGAAAAACAGUAUCCAGUGGAGGGCUAACAGAAGUGAUAAUUGCCCUGAGGCUGCAUGGCACAGAGGCAGCAUGGAACUGAACUCUCCUCUUCUGUGGCCAGGCCUGGCAUUGCUACAGGAAUGUGAAUUUCUUUGGUGAAUCAGUGAGACUGAGUGUUGGUGUAAGCAAUAGGAGAAUCUGCCAUUUUGCACAGCUUUUACCCACCCAGGCUAAAAGGAAAGCCACCAGGUAGUAAAGGAAAAUUGCCUCAGACUCUCCUGCUAUGGAACAGGUCUGCUUGUUCACAACUACAGUAAGAUGUGCUUCCAUGGCUGUUUAAGCUGAUGAUUUAUUUUCUAGGUAUAAAAAUGUGAAGAAAUGUGAUUGAAAACCCUGAUAACUCUCAAAUAUUUUCAGUGUGCCAGAGUUUAAAACUGGGAGAUUUUCUUUCUGUGUGACUGAUUUCUGAGAGCUGCUAAUAGAGACUGCAGUAAGACAAGUGUUGAGAGCAUUCUUCCCACACUAGCAUGUGCUUUCUUCCUUUUCAGAGGUAAAAUGGGAGACUGAAUAGGCAAAAAGAGGGGCCAGACACAAGAAAAUACGGGGAGAUACAAAACAACUGCUGGAAGAGAAAUUUUCUGUUUCUGUAAGAAAUUAGGAGAAUGAUGUGCCUUUUUUUUCUAUUUUGCAAGACUUCUCCAGCUCAUCAAGAGGAUCCUUGGAAUGCCUGAUUCUCAUUAUGGUUAUGACUCCAAGUUGUGUAAAAGUAAAGCUCAGACCUCUGAA
Molecule: messenger RNA, 8805 nt
Organism: Parus major (Great Tit)
Lineage: Eukaryota; Metazoa; Chordata; Aves; Passeriformes; Paridae
Product: glycerol-3-phosphate acyltransferase 3-like
Exons: 12
Coding region: 5660-6850 (396 amino acids)
Biological process (GO): triglyceride biosynthetic process
Cellular component (GO): endoplasmic reticulum
Molecular function (GO): glycerol-3-phosphate O-acyltransferase activity
Source: RefSeq, a predicted model, not a curated record